This is a messenger RNA of Racocetra persica, 124 nucleotides long. The record is from the annotation of a GenBank genome assembly. NCBI's taxonomy places the organism in Eukaryota, Fungi, Glomeromycota, Glomeromycetes, Diversisporales, Gigasporaceae.
ACGACAAGCCAAUUUAUCUAUAGAUUUGCAACUAUUAGGAAAAAAGGAAGAAGAGACUCCAGAAGAUUCAUUAGAACAGUUGUUAGACCAACAUAUUAAGAAGAUCACAGAACAAUUAUACUAA